Molecule: messenger RNA, 1698 nt
Organism: Eimeria maxima
Lineage: Eukaryota; Apicomplexa; Conoidasida; Eucoccidiorida; Eimeriidae
Exons: 1
Coding region: 1-1698 (565 amino acids)
Source: RefSeq, a predicted model, not a curated record
AUGCAGCGGCAGCAUGCUGCUGCUAUGCUACCCUUCGAGCAGCAGCAAGAAUGUUUAAGACUUCGAUGGCUUUCUCUUGCUGCUGCUGCUGUUGCUGCUGCUGCCCUUCUGUCUCAGUUAUUUCCCUUGCUGCUGCGGUGUCUGUGGCCCUUCUUGCGCCUCGUUAUUUCUCCUUUCUUUCCCUCAAAGAAGCAGCAGCAACAGCAGCAAGAGCAGCAGGAGCAGCAGGAGCAGCAAGUACAGACCACCUCUGAGGGUAGCCCCACAGACUGCGCUGUCUCUGACAGCAGCAUUGCCCGUUGCAUGCAGUUAAAGAGACAGCAGCAGCAGCAGCAGAAGCAGCAGCAGAGGCAGCAGCAACGACACUGGCACUGGCGGCACCUGAAGCAGCACCAACAAGAGGAGCAGCAGCAGCAGCAGCAACAGCAGCAGCUAAAUAGCUGGAUGCAUCCAAGGAGUCUCUUCUGUCGUGAUAUGCUGCUAAGGGCUGCCCCUGUCUCUGUGUCUCCCCACAGCCGCAGCAGCAGCAGCAUCCAUUCGCCUCUACCCGAAGAGCAGCAACAGCAGCAGCAACAGCAGCAGCAACAGCAGCAGCAACAGCAGCAGCAACCACAACAGCUGGAUCAGCAUAAAAAACAGCGAGAAACGGCUGCAGAGUCACAUGCACCUGUGGCGUCGUCGCUAGAGCAGCAGCAACAGCAGCAGCAGCAGAAGCAGCAGCAAACAGCAGGUGCAUGCGAGAACACAGCCAGCUGCUGCUGCAGCAAGUGCUGCUGUCCCCAUAAAGGAGAAACAAAGAGAGUUGGGGGAUUAGUAAAACGCAGAAGCAGCAGCAACCUGCUGCUGCUGCAGGACAGCAGCAACAGCAACAGCAACAGCAAUUUGUGGUAUGGGAGCGGCCGAGCAGCAGCAGCAGGAGCACCUGCUUUCUCCCCUGUAUUAUCUCGUCCUCCUGAAGGACCUCGCCACCCUCAUGCAGUGGCAGCAGCAGCAGCAGCAGGAAGAGGAGGAGGAGGAGGGUUUAGGAGGAGAGCAAAAUACUUUUAUAUUGGAGACUCUAAGAACUCGUCAGAUGCAGACAGCAGCAGCAGCAACAGCAGCAACAGAAAUACAUUAAGGUACGGAGGGAACAGCGACAGCGACAUCAGCAGCAGCAGAAGCAGCAGCCUCAGGUGCAGCAGCAAUAGCAGCAGAAGCAGCAGCAACAGCGGCAGCGGCAGCAACAGCAGCAGAAGCCGCAGCAGCAACACUUCACGUUGCGGCAGCCCUCAACAAUUGACAGCAGCGGGCAGCCAAAGCCUCCUUGGUAACGUGGCGCACAGACAGCAGCAGCAGCAGCAGCAGCAGCAGAAGCAGCAGCAGCAAAGGCACGGACAAACGGAGCUGCCAGAGCAGCAGCAGCUGCAGCAGCUGCAGCAGCAGAGGCAACAGCUGCUAAGGCGGCUGCAGAGGAAAGGUGAGUGGUUAGGAGACCGGCGGGGUUCUUCGCUGCAGCAUACGGAGCAGCAGCAGCAGCAGCAACAACAACAGCUGCAGCAGCAGCCACUGCAGCAACAACGGCUGCAGCAGCUGCAGCAGCAUACAGAGCAGCAAAUGCUGCAGGGAGAGGAAGCAGAGAGACGAAGGCAAACAGAUAGACUUAAAUCGCUGCUGCUGCAGGAUAAGCAAACAUUAUUGAAGCAAGAACCUAAACCCUAA